This is a messenger RNA of Penicillium chermesinum, 1443 nucleotides long. Its product is annotated as epoxide hydrolase family protein. The record is from RefSeq and is a predicted model, not a curated record. The transcript has 4 exons. The coding region runs from base 1 to 1443 and encodes 480 amino acids. Gene Ontology annotation, molecular function: epoxide hydrolase activity. Gene Ontology annotation, biological process: epoxide metabolic process. NCBI's taxonomy places the organism in Eukaryota, Fungi, Ascomycota, Eurotiomycetes, Eurotiales, Aspergillaceae.
AUGAAGCAUCAUGACCUCAUGUUUAAGUUCCCCCGCAGGGCGGGAAUGUCCAUGCUAGCAUUUAUAAUCCGCUUGUCGCUCAUCAAUUCAUCUUCCAAGUUUUUCUUUUUUGGUUUCUAUAGUGACUCGUAUCCGCGUAAAUUCUCCAAGUUCCUCUUUAUGUCUGAAAUUCGAACAUACUCAAUCUCCGUCUCGGAUGAUGCCCUACAGCAGCUUCAGCAGCGUCUGGCCUGGGCAAAGCUUCCAUCGCAGCUGGAGCCUGGACUCCAGGAGGAUCAUUGGGACUUUGGUGUUCCAGUUUCCGAAAUACGACGGCUGGUUAAUUACUGGAAAAACGGGUUCGAUUGGCGAAAGGCAGAGUCUCAGCUCAAUGAGCUCCCGCAAUACCAGACUAAAAUUGACGUAGAGGGGUUUGGUGCUUUGGACAUCCAUUGUGAGGAAAUCGAUCUCAAUCCCGUCUCGAGGCACUAUAACUCACAUGGCACUAUGAUGUGGCAGUCAUUCAUCAAGGCCGGGUUCGUUUAUCGAGGUCAUAAAGCUUCUCCCCUGUUGAAGGGGAAUGACAGCGAGCCAGCAUUUACCGUGGUGGCCCCUGAUCUCCCCAAUUUUGGGUUCUCACAGGGUGUACAAAAGAGAGGCUUCGGUUUAGGUCAAUACGCCGAAGUCCUCAAUAAGCUUAUGCUCAAGCUUGGAUAUGCCCAAUAUGUAACGCAAGGCGGUGACUGGGGGUUCUGGAUCACCAGGUGCCUUGGGUUGCUCUUACCCGAUCAUUGUAAGGCCUCGCACAUGAAUAUGGUGGAAGCAACGGCUCCGACAUUCACUUCCAGCCCUUUCCUUGCCGUGAAGCAUGCGAUCAUGCCAUACAGUGACCAUGAAAAGAAACGUCAAGAGAGGAGGGCUUGGUUUCGCCAGGAAGGAUCCGGCUACAACAAACUACAAAGUACGAAGCCGCAGACCAUUGGCUUCGGGCUCUCUGAUAGUCCAGUUACUUUACUUGCGUGGAUUUACGAAAAAUUGCACGACUGGACCGACUCAUAUCCAUGGACCGACGACGAGAUAUUGACGUGGAUCUCCAUCUAUUGGUUCUCUGUUGCUGGACCCGAAGCGAGUGUCCGCAUUUACUAUGAAUGUCACCACCCGGAAUCUGUCGGGGGGAUAUAUCAUCCUCGACUGAUGGAAUACAUCCCACAUGUGAAAUUUGGGUUCGCUCAUCUUCCGCGAGAAAUCAACACCGUCCCCCGUGUCUGGGCGUCGACCCUCGGAGAGGUGGUGUUACAAAGCGAACACGCGGCUGGCGGUCACUUUGCAGCGUGGGAAGUGCCCAGUGUGUUAGCGGCAGAUCUUUCGACGAUGUUUCGUCCAGGCGGACCGUGCUUUGGGCUCGUGGCCUCUAGGAGUGGCUUGGAACCUAGGAGUGGCUUGGGGCUGAACGGGGACUCGUAA